GUACGUGAUGUCCUUUCGUAUCAAUCUCAUGGGUCUCUAGAGCUAUCAACUCAACAUUAUACCAUUCACGCACCACAAUGGAGACAGACACGCCUUUAUAUAUUCCCCGAUAUAGAUAUUAUGAUGAUAUCUUCUUCGUCAAAGCACACCAAAUCGUCUAUUUGGCCCUCGCAGUAGUACCCGGCCGUUGAACUUUAGAGAUGACUGGCGUUGCCCCUUAUAAUAUCAUGAAAUAACCAUGAGUCAGUCGUAUUCAACGACAACGAAGCCUCCAAGUGUGAUGCUUCUGUUUCAAGUUAGCCUAUCACCAGGUCGCUGUCGCUAGACGACCGCCAACACCUGGCAUGGAUACCUGACGUGGUUAUAGCCUCAAUAGCUAUCUCAGCAACAAAUAAGCUGAGCAAACAACUUAGUCACUUACCUCAGGGCUACCUUGUAUUUGAAUUCGCCUUUUUCAUACAUGCAGCUUUGUAAAAACUCAAACCAGGUCUUGACUCUUCACAUCUUCAAUAAGUCUACUACGUUGGUUCGACCGCGAUGGCUCAAUCCACCAAGAAAGACAUUGACGGGCUCGCCAAUCAAUCAGCCAAUGACCAAGCUGUCAAACAGCCUCAGCCUCAGCUAACGACGACAUGUCAAAAGACUAAGGCUACCGAAGAGCAAACUGAUUCCGGCUCUUUCUUAUGCAUGCUAGAACCUCUUUCUGGUCACAACAUGGUUCUCGAUAUGACUCGAUACUUCGCUACUCAGAUCCUCCAUCUGUCCCAAGAAAAGGACAACCUCAAAGACCAGAUGGCCGAUCUCACGAAGCAGGCAGCCGAUAUACUGCUGCAUCUACAGAAGCCCGUCGGUGCACACAGUCCAGCCACACAACCUCUUCAGCAAGCAGGAAAACCAAGCCCCGUCGAACAGGCCCUUCAGUCUACCCCCAGAACCCCAGCAAUCUCACAGCUCAAACGAGGUGAUGUUGGCCGGUUCAACCCUAGUCACCUCGACGAGCGGGGCGCGGGCAUGGUGACCGAUGGCUGCACCUUGGUCUUCACCGACGUGGACCUCUUCGUCGAGCACAUCGAAUCCUUCCUGCAAGACCCUCUCGCAGCCGCAGCCAACGAGAGGCAAAUCCUGCAGUGGCUCGAGGCCCUGCUCAACGGCCCGGCAGCCAUGUGGUGGAGCCACGAGCUAACGCGCGUCGACCGGCGCGCCCUGCGACUCGCGGGCCUGUCCGAGAUCCUGGUGGACCUGGAGCGCCGGUUCCGCCUCACCCCGGCGGUGGCGGCGGUCAAGUUCGAGCACGGCAAGCUGCGUCUCCGGGACGUCGCCUUCGACGAGAACAGGCCGAUGCAGUUCGUCCGGAUGAAGCUGCGAUACGCGAGAGCGAUGGAGCUCCUGGACGAGGACAACACCGAGUGGUUGUUUGUCAUGCUCCAGAUCUGGUUCAGCAUGGACGUCGACAUCAGGGCGGUUUUGAGCCCGCCUUUCCCGUCGCAGACGCUUGACCUCUACUUGGAGGAAAUCGACAAGACGACACCGGAUCUCAUGAGCCGGGCGCUGAAGCUUCACUGUUGA
Molecule: messenger RNA, 1566 nt
Organism: Daldinia decipiens
Lineage: Eukaryota; Fungi; Ascomycota; Sordariomycetes; Xylariales; Hypoxylaceae
Exons: 1
Coding region: 538-1566 (342 amino acids)
Source: RefSeq, a predicted model, not a curated record